Lucilia sericata (common green bottle fly) is the source of this 297-nucleotide messenger RNA. RefSeq names its product metallothionein-2-like. Bases 117 to 251 code for a protein of 44 amino acids. The record is from RefSeq and is a predicted model, not a curated record. The transcript has 2 exons. Gene Ontology annotation, molecular function: metal ion binding. NCBI's taxonomy places the organism in Eukaryota, Metazoa, Arthropoda, Insecta, Diptera, Calliphoridae.
GUUCAAUGCAAAGACGAAUAAUAUAAAAUAACCAUAAAAAUAGGAGAAAUAUAUCAAUUAACUACAACAAGUUCGUUAAAGAAAAUCAACAAAGUUAAGCAUUAACAAAUCUAAAAAUGGGCUGCAAGGGAUGUGAUAAAAACUGUCAAUGCUCUACCACCAGAUGUGGCGAUAAUUGCGCUUGCAACAACGACUGUCAAUGUGUUUGUAAAAAUGGACCCAAAGAUAAAUGUUGCGAAAAUAAAAACUAAUUUUGUUUUAAUAAAAACUGAAAAUUCAUGAAUUUCAAAUAAAAAA